AUGGAGUUAUUCAACUCAGCUCUUGGAAAAAACAUAACUUUUGUACAUCCUAAAUUUUUCAUUAUAGGUGGUUUAACUGGAAUCCCAAACAUAACAUUUUAUUAUGUCUUUCUAUUUUUUGUUUAUAUUGUUUCUGUGGUGGGAAACACAGUUGUGAUGGCUGUAAUAUACUUGGAUCAUAAUCUGAGAACUCCAAAGUAUAUUGCAGUUUUUAACCUUGCAUUUGUGGACCUGUUUGGUAACACUGCCCUGGUGCCAAAGGUUCUUGACAUUUUUCUGUUUGGGCACUACUAUAUCCCCUACAACGAUUGUUUAACAUUCCUGUUUUUUUGCUACACUUGUCUAUCACUGCAGUCAUUUAAUCUGGUGGCACUCUCGUAUGACAGAAUGGUGGCCAUCAUCUUUCCACUCCACUAUCAAGUAAAGGUGACCCACAGGUUCAUGUUUUCUUUCAUUGCUUCACUUUGGGUUUUUACUAUUAUUGCUGUAUUAAUUUCAGUUGGACUACUUACAAGACUUUCUUUCUGUAAAUCUGUGGUUAUUAAUAGUUAUUUUUGUGACCAUGGUCAGAUAUACCGACUUGCUUGCAAUGACCAUUUCCCAAGCUAUGUCAUUGCUUGUUUGUACCCAGUGAUUAUAUUUUGGCUUCCUCUAGCUUUUAUCCUGUUAAGUUACCUUUAUAUUGGCUAUACGCUGGUUAAAGUGGCCACAGGAGAGGAACGACUCAAAGCACUGAAAACUUGUACUUCUCAUGUGAUUCUAGUUGCUAAUUUCUUUUUGCCAUUGGUGGGAACAAACAUAGCUGCAGUGGCCUCCUAUAUUCAUCCUAAUGCUAGGAUCAUAAACUCAACUUUGACAUACACCAUACCAGCUUUGCUUAAUCCUAUUAUAUAUGCUUUAAAGACAGAAGAAGUGAUGAAUGCCGUCAAGAAGCUUUGGAAAAAAAAAACUUUUAUAAACACAGCAUAA
Molecule: messenger RNA, 969 nt
Organism: Neolamprologus brichardi
Lineage: Eukaryota; Metazoa; Chordata; Actinopteri; Cichliformes; Cichlidae
Product: olfactory receptor 1E16-like
Biological process (GO): detection of chemical stimulus involved in sensory perception of smell; G protein-coupled receptor signaling pathway
Cellular component (GO): membrane
Molecular function (GO): olfactory receptor activity; odorant binding; G protein-coupled receptor activity
Source: RefSeq, a predicted model, not a curated record